This is a messenger RNA of Hyposmocoma kahamanoa, 1850 nucleotides long. RefSeq lists its product as uncharacterized. The transcript has 2 exons. The record is from RefSeq and is a predicted model, not a curated record. NCBI's taxonomy places the organism in Eukaryota, Metazoa, Arthropoda, Insecta, Lepidoptera, Cosmopterigidae. The coding region runs from base 147 to 1052 and encodes 301 amino acids.
AAUGUCUUGUGGACAGGUCACACAACAUACCAACAGCAUCAUGUGAGUCUUCUCGUGCAUCAAUAUGUUUCAAUAGCUCAACACCAGCAUCGGUUGUAUAGCGACCCCGAGUGAAACCAAAUUGUUUAGGAGACAAUAAGUAAAAGAUGCGGUUAUUUGUUAUAAUUCUUUUAAUUGCUCCGAUACUCUCGGCCCCAAACAAAUUCACCAAAGCUGUUUACUCCGGGAACCAUGAUAUUAUCAGAAUUGUAGUACCUGUUAACAACAUCAAUGACCAUAGCAAGGGCGAAGUUACUGUUGACAGAGGACUCACUUUUUUCUUUGUGGAAGCCGACAUUUCAAACGGCAAAGAUUAUAAAGGACUCUAUGUUUCCAAUAACGGCACAGUCACCAAAUUAUUAGACGAUGGCACUGAUGUAACAACAACAAAAGACGAAACUGACCAAGCUUUCUUUGCAACUAAACGUGGUAUAUAUGUCUAUAACUACGAAAAGAAUACAGCAGAUAAAUAUGGCAAUUUUGACGAAGAACUAAUUGGUAUUGCCAACGAGAAAGGAAAUGAUGCAAUUUUUGUUCUUACGAAAGAUAAAAAAGUCUUUAAAAUUAUUGAUCAUGGUAAUAAGAAAAUUAAGACAGACUAUACAAAUGUCGAUCAAAUAAUGCUUGAUUAUUCAAACAAUCUUUACUUUCUAAUUGGGAAAGACCCUUACGUAGUAACAGCGAGUGGAGUUAAAAAAGUUCAAGGUUUACCUGCAAAUCCAAAUUACGUGGGACUCGCGAAACAUAUGGCAGCUCUGGACGAAGGAGUUCUUUUUGUAUCGGAUAAUCGCAUUUUUGGGAUUAGCCCAAAUUGUACUGCGCAAGAAUUUACUGGACAUGAAUUCAAAGGCACGCCUACAGCGAUUUCCGUGGAGGCACUGGUAAUAAACUACUAUGCUUAUGAUAAGAAAAUCUAUGAAAAUAAUGUUGCAGAAGCCAUUCUCUCUGCCUUACUCUCUGGACUGAAAUCCUUUUUUGAUAAGUUGAGUUUCAACUCCUUCGUACGAAAAUAAGUGAGUUCAAAGAGUACAGAAGACCCAAUACUUCACUUAUACAGAAUGUAACAAUGUAACAAAAUUUUACAAAUUUUCUUUAGACUGCGCAUUUUUUUCAUGAAAUUUUCACUAAAGUUCUUACCACAGCAACACAAAGAUUGAUUAAACUCUUCUGCUCAUUCGUGUAACAGAUUCCCCUGAGAAGAAUGAGCAAGAAAUCCAAGGGGUUGAUCGUUGUAAAUAAACAUUUGUACACAUUUAUCAUUUACAAUAUUUAUUUGAAAUAUCAUAGAUCGAGAUAACCUCGCAGAGCUAAAUGAGUCACUGUCACUGAUGUUUCUCAUUCAUGUAAGCAGAAGCUGGACAAUGACCAUUAGUAUGAAGUUUUUCUUUCACUAUACGUUUAAACCUCGUGAAUGGCAAAUUUUCAAGUCAAGAACGGCCAGUUUAUUUUUAUUCCUCGCAGUACUAUAAAGUCUGCCACCAUUCUUCAUAAAAGAAAUACUAUUCUUCUAAACAUAAAUAAAUUUUUCAUAAAUGUAUCGUGACCCUAGUGUGGUUAAUUUCUUUAAUUUUGUCUCUCAGAGACACACCGGGACCCAGAUUAUAAAUUGCCGUAACACGUUUUUGCAGGACAAAGAUUAAAUUAAUAUUACUCCAAAACAAAAUGCAGUAUGCCCACAGACAAAUAUCUAGAUAGACGCCGCAAGUGUACGUACUUCGCGUGCCCGAAGUAAGUGAAAUGCACUUACUUGCCGCUGCUACACUUCAGAACGCGCUCGACCGUUUACGUAGAUAAACACCAGUCGAAAACGC